GAUAAAUACUUUUGGCCGUGUUGAUUUGCAUCAUGACUCAUCAGAAUUCAGAUGGGGAACUUCUUGGGAUUUGGAUUUGCUCGUCACAAGCGAAACACGCGUCUGAAGGUGCACGCUGCGGGCGAUUCACGCAACCAGGAAUUUCGGAUGCGAUUCUAUUCGUAUCCGCACACGCAGUUCAUCGCAACAACUUAUUAAUAGACCGCAACUCAUGAAAGUCUUUGCAUAUUCAAAUUUCAAAUUCGCUCAAAAGGUUCCUUCCUAGUUCGAACAGGCGAUACAAUACACGAGAACAAAUACUAAAUGACACGUCAGUACUAGUCCCCAACUCCCCAUUAAUCGUGGUCGUCGACUCGCUCGCCUCGUCAACUAAGCUCUUCGUCCUCCUGCCUGCUGUUCCCCUCUCCCGCUCCGGCGUCAUCCAUGUCGAUACAAGGCCAGGUCCUCGAAGUCAGAGUCACUGGGUGCAGGAAGCUGCGGGACACGGAGUUCUUCUCGCGCCAGGAUCCCUACGUCUGCAUCGAGUACGCCACCACCAAGGUCCGCACCCGCACCUGCACCGAUGGGGGGAGGAACCCUACUUUUGAUGAGAAGUUUCAUAUACCUCUCAUUGAGGGACUUCGUGAACUGAGCAUUUCUGUGUGGAACAGCAACACGCUCACCCAUGAUGACUUCAUUGGCAAUGGCAGGGUGCAGCUGCAUAAGGUGCUUACACGUGGCUAUGAUGAUUCCUCAUGGCCCCUCCAGACACGCCAUAUGAGGUCUGCUGGGGAAGUGACACUUAUUAUGCAUUUUGAUGUUUCAGCAAUGAGCAAGCCAGGUAAAAUUGCUGCCACGCCGACUACCUAUUCUGUUCCUCCAGUGCCAGUACCAGCAGUGCCAUAUGCUGUCCCCUCACCUUCAUAUGCACCGCCUCCGGCAGGAUAUCCUAUAAUACCCCCAUACCAAGGCUAUCCUACUAGCCAUGUCCCUGCACCAUAUCCUGCUCCAGCAUACACACAUCCACCUCCUCUGCAAGUUCGUGAUGCUGAGCAGAAGGCAUACCCUCCUACAACAUAUCCUCCACAGCCAUACCCACCGCAACCGAGGGAACAACCAUACCUGCCACAGCCGCAGGGACAACCAUACCCACCACAGCCACAGGGACAACCAUACCCACCACAGCCAUAUGGACAAGUUUAUCCACCACCCCCAGAAGGACAGUCCACAUAUCCACCUGCGCCCUAUCCUCCAACUUACCCACCAGCACCAUAUUGAUAUUGCACACAUAGGUGGACUGAAGUGUCCACAUUAAAAGCAGCAAGUGUCCAGCCUUCGUCAUCCAGUUAAUUGAAACAAAUAAAAUCGUUCUGAAGUAAUUCAUGCCAACAUCUUAGCAACCACUGGUACUGGUUACCAUCUGAUGUGUAUUAUAUAUCAUAGCUUGCAGAAUGUCACGAAGGGAUUUGUUCUUAUGUUGUUGUAUGUUUUGGGUUUGCUGAAAUAGUGACCCAACUUGGUUCUGUUUUGUGGUCAUGCUGGUCUGUAACUACUGCCGUCUAGAUAGAGGGAAGCAGUAAUUCUAGUUUUUAACUGCAGCUGCCUGAUAAUUAACUGUGAAAGUUGCUGUAACUUGUCGACUUUGAACUGUGGUAUUUGAGAUGUUCAAUAAACUAGUAAUAUAUCCGUGUAUCACAACAGGCUCAUAUAA
Messenger RNA from Oryza brachyantha (malo sina), 1690 nucleotides. Its product is annotated as extensin. The record is from RefSeq and is a predicted model, not a curated record. Bases 424 to 1257 code for a protein of 277 amino acids. The transcript is spliced from 7 exons. NCBI's taxonomy places the organism in Eukaryota, Viridiplantae, Streptophyta, Magnoliopsida, Poales, Poaceae.